UAUGGUGGGGAAGGAGAACGACACUCAGAGACGAUCUCCAGACUACCCUCCGAAAUCUGCAAUUGAUCGGAGUUUGCGAAUAACUGUUGGGAACGAUCGUUACUGCAGCAUCUCCCCAGAUAGAAGGCACCCAUCUGUACUUGACCGAUUGGGCUCGCCAGUGGAUGCCUUAUAUGAUGCUGCAAGGGAUGAAAUGGCUGAUGGUCCUAUUUAUACGAAUCCCAUGCAGCAAUCAACUCACAUGCAAACAAUGUAUCCCUCUCGUGAUCAAGCUCAAGGAAGUCAAUAUACUUCACGGCCAAGAGAGGACUAUCGGGGAAUGCCACCCCCUGGAGAUUCCUUCAGGCGGAGGCCAGAUUAUGGGUCACACUACUCAUCUGAGAGAGAAGAUGGGCGACGAUCAAGUGAACCUGAUUUAGAUAAAUUGAAAAAAGCUUCCUAUUCACAUUCUCGGUGUGAUGAUCGAAGCAGGGAGUUGGAUCGAGGAAGAGACACUAAACGGGCGCGGCUCGAACAUCGCAGCCAUAGUAGGGACCAUCGUAGCCAUGAGCGUCGGAGUCCAGAAAGACACAGGAAUUACAGAUCCAGAAACCCUGAAAGGGACCGGAGUCUUAGUCCGGCUCCAAAACCAAGCAAUAGUCAUGCUCAAGAUCAUUUUUCAUAUGGGAAAGAUGUGAGUAAAAAUAACGAGUUUCGGGAAUUGGAAAUUGCUCGCAGGAGGAAGGAGCAAGAAGAGAGAAUCAAAGCAGAAAUGCUCCCUACUCCUCGCUAUGAACUCUCAAAUUCUUAUGGUCUCCCUGAGCAUUACGAUAAGGGUUUAAUGGGUGUCACACAAUCUUCCGACAGUGGCUAUGUUCUGCACAGACCAGAUGAGGCUCCUCCAAUGCCAAAGAAAUCUAUUCUGAAGAAACGUACUGAAACAGGAUUUGAGCCCUCGGCUACAAUGCAGUUUGAUGAAUACCGUGUUGGCACAAGCAGUCAAAACACCGAACAUCAGGAAAGUUAUCUUCCAUCGCAGAACUAUAUGAGAUUGCCACAGCAUGAGCCAAGCUUCCCUAAGAUUGAACCGUUCUCCUAUACUCAGGACAGCAGAGAAAGAGAAAUCCAUCAUGUUGCUGAACAGGGCAUUCUGCCUUGCCUGACAAAUACUAAUUUCUCUUAUGAGAGGAGUCUUGUGGCCAAAUAUUGUGGGAAGUCUGAAAUAGAACUGGGUCCUGAAAAUGUAGACAGAGUCUCGGAUUUCUUCCUCCCGCAUGAGCGGGCCACUCAAGAUGCCGGUGGUUUCUCCCGUGUACUUGGAUUAUUAACUGAGGCUGAGAACUGUAGUUUGCAAGAGAGAAGAAAACGCAGCUUCCCUGAUAUAGAGGACGAGGAAAAGUUUCUUUAUGGAGAGGAUGAAGAUGAAAAGACUGAGCCAGUCAAAUACAAAAAGGCGGAGGCUCCUGAAUUUAAGCCUGUUCCUGCUAAUCGCAAUGUCCUUCCUAUAAGACAGAGUAGCCUUCCUGCUGGAGCAUCUACUGCUGCAAGUGUGAAACCUGAUGAAGAGUAUGAGAAGAUCCAUGAUUUACUGAAAACCAUUGGGCUCGAUAUUGGAGUGUCCGAAAUCAGCAAGCUUGCUGCCCGUACUCAGGAACGACUUCAUGGUAAAAAGCCCUCAACCCGAUCUCCUGACCGCACUUCUGAAGCUCAGAAAACCAGCUCCUCUAACAAACGGAGAACUCGAAGUGAGACCAAGUCAUCAGAGCCUCACCCACGGCCUGUAGGAAAGUCAUUUACACCAGAAAUUAGUGGGCCUUAUUCCAGGGUGAUGGAGACUAAAGAAGAAUCGUUUCAACAUGAGAUUAUUGUGACACCUAGUGAACCUGAAAGAAUGACUCCACAGGCUUCAGCUGUCUCCUCAAGUCUCCGAAGGCCUCCUUUACUAAGGACGCCUGCUCCUGGUUCUUGUAUUGUACCACCCUUUGGGCAGUAUCCAAUAAGGGUAAUAAACUAUCCGCCAACGGCACCUCUCCCUAACUUUAACCAGUAUGGUCGUUAUAUGUCAUGCCCUGCCACCACUGCUUGGCCAAUGUUCCCACCCCCAAUGCUUGCAGAACCGUAUGUGCAGGAGCCGAUCAGCCCGGUAAUACUAGCGCAGCAGCCAAAGGUUGCCCGGCCGAACCUACGGGUUAUUGAGACUACUGAUGGCAAACGUGAGGGCUCUGUGCUUGUCCAAGUGCCAACAACAGAUACCAUUCCAACAGUAUCCUCAAACCGGACAGUGCUAAUGCCCAAGUCUUCUGCUGAACAUGCUGAAUACGAAAAGCGAAAGGCUGAACAGAAGCGGAAGGUUUUGAUUGAAAGGGAUAAACUCUCGAAGGAGAAGGAAGCACGACUGAAACGAUUGGAUUAUCUUGGGAAUGAGCUGCAAAAACUCCGCAAACAACAAGGGGAAUUGCUGAGAAGGAAGCGUCGUGAGAAAGAUGGACAUAAGGAUCCACUUCUGGUAGAAAAUGGCAAGUUGCAGGAAGAUAUUACGCGUCAAAUGGCAGUCGUUCGCCAGCAGGCUGAAGAGACUGCGAAAAAGCUGUCUGAACUGGACAAAGUAGCUCAGAUCUUGGGGGCACUUAUUCAUAUUAAAACGCAGCCCAACAUUUCUGUGAGAUCCAAAGAAGAUUCUGAGGAAAUAUUAUCACAAAAAGCAGAAAAGUCUCCAUCCUCAAAGGAGAGUUCAACUAGAGAAAGAUCUCCAGAGGAGCCAGAUUCUAAUACCGAAGGUCCCAAGGAGGAGGCCUCUAAAAGUGGGGAUGUGUACGAGUAUUAUGAUGCAGGAAACCAUUGGUGCAAACACUGCAACAUGAUAUGUGGGACACUCUUCGACUUUUUCACUCACAUGCAUAACAAGAGGCACAGGCAGACACUGGAUCCAUAUGAUAGACCAUGGGCUACAAAACAACCAAACGAAGACAAAAAUGACUCUGUUAAGCGAACUGAGAAAAUAACUCUGCCCGCAAAAGGUUCGGAAUUUCUGAUGCCAGUCACUGGAUUUUAUUGCCAGCUAUGUCAACAGUUCUACGGAGAUCAGAUCUGUGGUGAAGAUCAUGUUAAAUCACAUGGUCACAAUGAUAAAUAUAAGGAAUUCUUAGAAGAGAAUCCAGUUUAUGAACAGCGAAGAAAUCUAGACCGACAGGCCGGCUUAGCAGUGAUCAUGGAAACAGAUCGGAGGCGCCAGGCUGGGCUCAAAAGAAAAAUAGAUGAAGAGAAAGAGGCUCAGAAACAGAAGAAGCAAGAAGAGAGUGAGGAGAAGAAUGCAAAGUUAAUUAAAAUGGACCGCGAGGAACGUGAGAAUGUCACUGAGCUGGAGGAGGAAAGAAGUGACCAUGCCUCAAUUUCCACUCGCAAAAUUGAGUGUGGCCACAAGACUGGCAUAAAACUGAUGCUGAAAAAGGAUGAACCUGAGGAGAAAAAGGAAGACGAACAUACCUGCUCUGCCUCCUCCUGCUUUGGAAAGUUUAGCUGGAAAAGAAAUGAAAAAGAGGAGGAGAAAAGCAGCACAUUAGCUGGAAUGAAGGAAGAAAAUGGGGAAAGCAGUAAGGAAAAGGACGAUGGUAAAACACAAAGUGGAAAAUCCUCCAAAACAAUUGAAAUCAAACUCUCAGGAAAGACUCUUAUUGCUCACACUAGUCCAUGGGUACCUUUCAGUUCAGUGACCACAAUCACACAAGCCAAAAUCCGUCCAAAUCUGCCUGUUGCCAGUAUGCCCCUGAGAAAGCCCAGUGUCACAUCUGUGAAUAAGCCAGCUCCAUUGGACACAUUCCUAUCCAUUCGCUCUUCGGGGACUUCCAACAAACCGCUGCCUGUAGUAAAGGCUGAGACAAAGACAGAAGUGUUGCUGGCACCUGAGGUUAUCUCCAAGGCCUUUGGUGGCGAGGAGGUGACUUUGGAGGGAAGUGUUUUGGACAUAAAUAAAGAAAUAUAUCCUUCAACAGAAGAACCAGCCCCUGGCGUCUCAGAGUUUGAACAACCCAUGUUGGCUGUGCCAAUCCGCCCACCACCACCACCGGUAACUUCUGGUGACUCCAGUAAGAAAGCUGAGAAACCUAAAACUUGCCUGGCUGCUGCAAAUGCUAAAGACUUGUAUGGCAUUUUCUACGGUAGUUCUGGGAAGGGCCCAACUGAUAGCAAAUUGGGACUUGGUGAACAAAGUGCCCGAUUAGGGCAUUCUAAAAAUAUAGAUAAUGCUAACUUAAAGCCAGCCGGGCAAGUGAAAAGUGUGGAUGGAAAUUCAGCUAAAGAACAAGUAUAUUGUGAAAAUAUUACUCUAGUUGUUUCCAAAACUGUAGUUUCAGAAAAAGGCAAUAAAUCACUGGGUGACCAAGCUGAGGACACACAAACGAACCAACAAACAGAGCCAGACAGUGACUUAAGUACAUCGACAUCGGCGCUGCAGGAUGAACAUCAGGAGGUUAAUGUCUUUCAGAAAAAGAGCAAAACUGGAAGUUGGAAGGCUACCGCUGCACAACAGCAGAGUGAAAGCAGCAACUUAAUCCUCAAUCCAACAGUAAAGCCCAGGAAUGAAGAAAUUGAGACUCCUAUUUUAGAAAGGGCAACAGUACCACUGCAGUGUAAGGAUGACAUGGGCAUUUCCAGUCCAGUAGAAGCUACAGAUUUGGAAGAAGAUGCUUUUAUAGUGGAUAGUACCGCAACACAUCUAAACAUCACCAGUACAGAUGAGAAAAUUGAAGUCCUUGUAUCAGAUUCCAUUGAGAAAUUGGAGCAGUGUAUUGAGUUGAACAUCUCCAAACCAGUAGAGGUUGUUGAUGAGAAGAAUAUCCUUGAAUCAAAUAGGACUGCAGAACUUGAGCAGUGUGAUGAAUUGAGUAUCUCCAAACCAUUUGAAGAGGUUAGAGAUGUAAAAGUGGAUGCUCCCAUAUUGGAUAGCACAGCAGAACAAUCACAUCACUGUGAUGAUGACUUAAAGACUUCUUACCUGGCAGAUCAGGUUGGAGAUAAAGAAGUGGAUGUGUCUGUGCUGGUUAGUACUUCAGAACAAGUCCGGCUGUGUAAUAAGAUCCCUGGUCCAGUCGAUGAGUUUGGGAAUGUAGAUGGUCGAUUAUUAGAUAGCACAGUAGAACAGCAACGGUGUGAUAUUAAUUUUAGCAUCUUUGAUCCACUAGAAGACAUUGGGAAUGUAAAAAUGGAUGUCCCUGUGUUAGGUGGUGCUGUAGAACAGUCGUAUGAAACUAGCUUAAGCAUUCCCAGUCCAGUUGAAGAAGUUAGUGAUGUACAAGUAGAUACUUCUCUGUUACCUAGUACUGCAAAUGAGCAGUGUGAUGACUUGAGCAUCCCUAGUCUCUUAGAAGAUGUUAAGGAUGGCCAUCUGUUGGUUAGCGCUGCAGAACAGCAGUGUAAUCUUGGCUUAAGCAUCCCCAGUGCAGUAGAAGAGGUUAGGGAUAUACAAGUGGAUGUCCCUGUUUUGUCCAGCAAUGCAGAAUUGCAGUGUGAUCUUGGUCUAAGCAUUCCCAACCCCAUAGAAGAGGUUAGAGAUGUGCAAGUGGAUAUAUUAGACAGUAAUAUAGACCAAUUAGAUUGGUGUGAUAAUGAGUUAAGCAUCCCCAAUCCAGUAGAGGAGGUUCACAAUGAAAAAUUGGAUACCCAUAAACUGGGAACCCAAGCUGGAACAAAUUUGUUACAGACUGAGCGACAUAUCUCAGGACACCUAAGUACAGAACUGAGCAGUUCACAACAAACUAAGGCUUAUGCCAUUAGUGCCAUGGGUGCCCCUAUUAUAGAAGAGCAUGAUACAUACAUGAGCAGUUCAGUACAAAAACAGCCAUGUGGUAUUAGUGUGGUUAUUACCCCUGAUGCGGGACAGGGUGGAAGUGGUGAAUCAAAAGCUAUGUCAGGAAGUAGUAAAAUGAACACUUCCAAGCAGACCAAACAGUGUGGCGAUUGUGAGACCCUUAAACCUGCAGCGCAGGUUGCAGAGUUAGAGCAACUCGUGCUAUUGGAAAGUAUUAAAUUGAGCGCCUUGGAACCAAGGGUUCAGAAGGAAUCCAGUGAACCCAGCAGUUUGCAACCUGCAGUAGCUGCCGGCACCAGUGAAGUGAGCCUGCUAGAGAAGUGCAAGAACACUAGUGAUUUGCGCACCUCCUCUAGACGAGCAGCACAGGCAGCAAAGGGCGCAUUGCAGGCUUCUAACAAAUCAAAUGAAAAACGAGAAUCUGAGGACAACCCCAAGGCAGAACCUGAAGCGCCUACCAAGCAACUGCGUCGCAGAAGUGCAAGAAACCUUCAGUCGCCAAAGUAAGAAAACGGAUCUGCAAAAAUAGCAGAACUAAUGUAAUAGAUGGUGUGUGGUACACAAAGGCGGUUUCUGUCCUGUUUGAAGCCGAAGCUGUCUGCUUCCCUGAUUUGUAAUUUUAAAAAAAAAAGUUGUAAUUAUUUUUUUGCUUCUUUGCUUAGGCAUGCAUGCGAUAAAUGUUCCAGCAAAAAAUCCCUAUCAUUUUAAGUGCUGUGUAGCAUUCUAAUUUUUUUUUGCAUGGUGCUGCAUUAUGUUGUAUCGGGCACCCAGGACGCAGACAUUCCAUUUCAGUGUUUAAUAAAGUAAGAGUGUAUUUUGAAACCACGACUAGAUUCUUUGAGACGAGAGAAAGCAUUGCAUUGUUUCCAAACUGCUGAUUGAAGGAUAUUUUUACACACAUUGUUCUUCUGUAAAUUGUUUGCCAUUAUUGUACUGGCUGGAAGAAACGUAUGUCACCUAAAUAAAACAUUUGAUGUUUUUAAGUA
Callorhinchus milii (elephant shark) is the source of this 6768-nucleotide messenger RNA. RefSeq names its product zinc finger protein 318 (gene znf318). Gene Ontology annotation, molecular function: nucleic acid binding; zinc ion binding. Gene Ontology annotation, biological process: positive regulation of DNA-templated transcription; negative regulation of DNA-templated transcription. The record is from RefSeq and is a predicted model, not a curated record. Gene Ontology annotation, cellular component: nucleoplasm. Lineage: Eukaryota; Metazoa; Chordata; Chondrichthyes; Chimaeriformes; Callorhinchidae.